Molecule: messenger RNA, 1338 nt
Organism: Sabethes cyaneus
Lineage: Eukaryota; Metazoa; Arthropoda; Insecta; Diptera; Culicidae
Gene: Dop2R
Product: dopamine D2-like receptor
Exons: 8
Biological process (GO): adenylate cyclase-activating adrenergic receptor signaling pathway
Cellular component (GO): membrane
Molecular function (GO): dopamine neurotransmitter receptor activity, coupled via Gi/Go; G protein-coupled receptor activity
Source: RefSeq, a predicted model, not a curated record
CAUUCGCAGGUGAACGGAGCGUGGACGCUGCCAAAUUUCGUGUGUGAUUUCUACAUAGCAAUGGAUGUGAUAUGCUCAACGUCAUCUAUAUUUAAUUUAGUUGCAAUAUCAAUAGACAGAUACAUCGCAGUGACACAGCCGAUAAAAUACGCGAAGCACAAAAACAGCCGCCGCGUGUGCCUCACGAUCCUGCUGGUGUGGGCGAUUUCGGCGGCAAUCGGGUCGCCGAUCGUGUUAGGAUUAAACAAUACGCCCGACCGGGUGCCCGAUCUGUGCGUUUUCUACAAUAGUGAUUUUAUAGUGUACUCGUCGCUAAGUAGUUUUUAUAUACCGUGUAUCAUAAUGGUCUUUUUAUACUGGAAUAUUUUUAAGGCUCUCCGAACGCGAGCGAAAAAGCAGCGCGCCGCUCGCAAGCCCCACAUAUCGGAAAUCACCGCUGGCGGUAGCUUGAUGGAGAACAUUGCUCAAACGAAGAUCGCAGCCGAAACGCAGAUGGACGGCAGCACCAAGAGCGGUUCGUGCAAAAUCCUGCCCGACGAACCGCCAACGAAUACGGCGUCCGGUUCCAACGAGGAAGACGACGACAAUGCCGGGUCCCCUGACAUUGAUGACUGUCAUGUGAUUGUGAAUGAUAAAUCAACAGAGUUUAUGUUGGCCACGGUCGUGGAAGAAGCUGGAAACGUGGUAGCGCAGAUCACGACAACGCAGAUUCCCUCCGAUCCGAACGGAAAUCACGAUUCGGGCUACGCGGCCUCCAGUAUAGGGGAUGUACUGGCGGCGAACGCAACCCCACCCGGCAGCCCCAAUGUGGCUGCCACGGUAAUUGUAAAUAAAAACGCUACGCUUAGGAGUAGGAAUGGUUCGCCCAGGAAGGAAGCAAGUGUGACGCUGAAACCCCUGUCGCUUGUAAGGUGCGGGGUGCAGCAAGCCUUAACGCUCAACCGAAACGAUUCGACGCUAUCAACGAAUUCCAAUACGAGGGACGGUACGAUGAAGGAUAAGAAGAACACCCAGCAGGCAACGAGAUUUACGAUCUACAAGGUGAACAAGGCAUCUAAGAAGAAGCGGGAAAAAUCCUCGGCGAAAAAGGAACGCAAAGCGACUAAAACGUUAGCGAUAGUGUUAGGUGUAUUUUUAAUCUGCUGGGUGCCGUUCUUCACCUGCAACAUCAUGGACGCGAUGUGCACCAAGCUGGACAUGACCUGCCAGCCGGGCGUGACGGCCUUCAUCCUGACCACCUGGCUCGGCUACAUGAACAGCUUCGUCAAUCCGGUUAUCUACACCAUCUUCAACCCGGAGUUCCGGAAGGCGUUCAAAAAAAUCAUGCACAUCGAGUGA